AUGCCUGCGACAAUGACCACAACCGUAACAAACGGCAGCGCAAACGGUGCAAACGGCGCCAAUGGCACAAAUGGUUCACAUGUUCCAGAUACACGAUUUGAUUCCAUCGAGGAGUCGGUAGAAGCUUUCAGAAGAGGAGAAUUCCUCGUCGUCCUCGAUUCCACAGACCGAGAAAACGAAGGCGACCUGAUCAUUGCCGCCCAAGAUGUAACUACCGAGAAAAUGGCCUUCCUGGUCCGACAUACUAGUGGCUACGUCUGUGUCCCCAUGACUCCAGACCACACCGACCGUCUCGAACUCCCCCAAAUGGUCCCAAAGAACCAAGAUCACUUACUAACCGCCUACACCAUAUCCGUUGACUACGCAACCGACACUACAACCGGUAUAUCCGCUCACGACCGAGCCCUGACUGCUAGAAAACUAGCAGAUCCAACUUCCAAGCCAUUGGAGUUUAGGAGACCCGGGCAUAUUCUCCCUCUUAGAGCUAAGAAGGGAGGUGUGAGGGUCAGAAGGGGACAUACGGAAGCUGCGACGGAGCUUUGUAGACUUUCGGGGAAGGAACAGGUUGCGGUGAUUUGCGAGAUUGUGAGAGAGGAGGAUGGGCUGAUGGCUAGAAGGGAUGAUUGUAUUGCUUUUGCGAGGAAGUGGGGGUUUAAGGUUUGUACGAUUGAGGAUAUGGUGGAGUAUGUGGAGGCGAAAGAAGGGAAGUGGGUCGAUGAGGCUUAA
Orbilia oligospora ATCC 24927 is the source of this 726-nucleotide messenger RNA. RefSeq lists its product as uncharacterized. NCBI's taxonomy places the organism in Eukaryota, Fungi, Ascomycota, Orbiliomycetes, Orbiliales, Orbiliaceae. Gene Ontology annotation, cellular component: mitochondrial intermembrane space; cytosol. The record is from RefSeq and is a predicted model, not a curated record. Gene Ontology annotation, biological process: riboflavin biosynthetic process; aerobic respiration. Gene Ontology annotation, molecular function: 3,4-dihydroxy-2-butanone-4-phosphate synthase activity. The transcript has 3 exons. The coding region runs from base 1 to 726 and encodes 241 amino acids.